AUGCAUUACUCGAAGCUCAUGAUCAUUGCCUUCAUUGGUUAUGCCUCGGGACGUGCGAUUUUACUCGAGAAUCCUUCUUUUACUUCUAAGAGAGGCGAUGAUAUCCUAGACUACAAACGGAACGAUAACGGAGAUUACAAGAGAGGCAUCGAUCUCCUAGGGAACAAACGGAACGAUAACGGAGAUUACAAGAGAGGCGUUGAUCUCCUAGAAUACAAACGGAAUGAUAAUGGAGAUUACAACAGAGGCGAAGAUGUUGCAGACUACAAACGAAACGACAAUGGAGAUUACAAGCGGGAAGAAGAUAUUACCAAGAGGGACGAAGCUAUUACGGAAGCUCUUACAGAAGAAAAGAGAAACGAUGGAGACUACAAGCGGGCUGACAAUGUUUCGGAUUACAAUUGA
Botrytis byssoidea is the source of this 405-nucleotide messenger RNA. RefSeq lists its product as uncharacterized. The record is from RefSeq and is a predicted model, not a curated record. The transcript is spliced from 2 exons. Bases 1 to 405 code for a protein of 134 amino acids. Lineage: Eukaryota; Fungi; Ascomycota; Leotiomycetes; Helotiales; Sclerotiniaceae.